Messenger RNA from Sinocyclocheilus rhinocerous, 1472 nucleotides. Its product is annotated as tubulin-specific chaperone E-like. Gene Ontology annotation, molecular function: protein binding. The record is from RefSeq and is a predicted model, not a curated record. The coding region runs from base 432 to 1472 and encodes 346 amino acids. Lineage: Eukaryota; Metazoa; Chordata; Actinopteri; Cypriniformes; Cyprinidae. The transcript is spliced from 12 exons. Gene Ontology annotation, cellular component: cytoplasm.
ACAAACUGCUUCUUCUUCAUGCUGUCACUCUGAGCGCAUGUCUCUGUAAAAACCUGAUCUGUCAGAUGUUUCAGAAACUUCAACGCGCCAAAUGUUGAUGUUGAAGCUUCUCACGCAAACACGUUUAUCCCGCUCGCACGCGUGUGCGUGGAGUUCAUCGGCCUCCCGGAAACCACGACUACUGAUUAUCAGUUCCUGGCGCGGAUUAAUUCUCGCUCCUCCAUAAACAUAUCAAAUACACGCGUUUAAAUGGAAAAAAGAGCAUGUAUAUAUUAUUUUAUCAUCUGUUUGACUGAAACGCGUGUAACAACUCUAACAGCAGCGCUCCCGAAGCCACGGGUUGUUUCUCAUCGGCGCGGGACCUCGUGACGUCACUUCCUGUCGCCGGUUCUGCAGUGAUUGAUACAGAUCCUCAUCAUCCUCGUCGUCUGAUGAAGACUCAGGAGGAUGCUGUGGGCAGACGGAUGAGCUGUGAUGGAGAGAGAGGAACAGUCCGUUAUGUGGGUCCGGUUCCUCCCACCGCAGGUGUGUGGCUGGGAGUGGAGUGGGAUGAUCCAGAGAGAGGAAAACACGACGGGGGUCAUGAAGGGGUGCGAUACUUCACCUGCAGACACCCAAAGGGCGGCUCGUUCGUUCGGCCCAAAAAGGCCAGUUUCGGUGUGGAUUACGUGACGGCUCUGAAGCAGCGCUACGAGGUGGAACUACAGGAGGCUAUCGGAGAAGAUCUGACGAUCUCCAGCAAAACCGUGAUGAUGGUCGGCUUUGAGGACGUCAAGCAGAAACAGAGGCUGGAGAACCUGACAGAAAUCAGUCUGAGGAGAUGCGAGGUGUCUGGUCCCGGUCCGGAGAAUGAGAUCAGAAAUGCCACACCUUUCGCUCGGUCUCUGGAUCUGUCUGGAAACCUGCUGAGCUCAUGGGAGGUGCUGGCGGCGAUCACCGAGCAGCUGGAGUCUCUGCGGGAGCUGCAGCUCAGUCACAACAGAUUGAGCACCUCCAGUGACCUGAGCCGUUUAAGCCCCGCCUUCUCCUGUCUGAGGGUGCUGUCACUCAACAGCUGCGCGCUCACCUGGACUCAGGUUCUCCAUUGCGUCCCCAUGUGGCGGCAGGUCGAGGAACUUUAUCUCGCUGACAACGACAUCACAGAAUUAUUAAGACCACAGCAUGUGCUACAGGCUUUAAAAGUUCUGGAUUUAUCCAGUAACCAGAUAGUCCAGGAGACGGUGCUGGAAAUCUCACAUCUACCCGGGCUGCAGAAGCUGAAUCUGUCCAGCAGCGGUUUAUCAGUCUUUCAGUUCAGUGAUGCUUCACCAGGCAACAAGACGGCUUUGUUUCCUGCACUGAAGACACUUUUACUAGACGACAACAGCAUUUCAGAGAUCGCCGGUAGAGAGAUUGAGAUUGACAACGAUCUGAAGCCGCUGGAGUUUUACUCCGUGGAGGACGGCGACAGAAUUCUGGUGCGCUGGUCCUGA